Messenger RNA from Lingula anatina, 1002 nucleotides. Its product is annotated as beta-1,3-galactosyltransferase 1-like. NCBI's taxonomy places the organism in Eukaryota, Metazoa, Brachiopoda, Lingulata, Lingulida, Lingulidae. The record is from RefSeq and is a predicted model, not a curated record.
AUGGAACCAUCUGAAAAUCUGAGCAGGAGGCCUGCAGUAGAAUUAGUUAAAGAAGACACAAAACAGAUUAGUCUUGGGGAUUGCAUGGUACCGGAGAUUGUAUGUAAACUAAAGAAAAGUGAUUCUGACCUGUGGUACCAUAUUAAAAGAUACAGGUACAUUAUAAACAACCCCUGCUGGGAUAAAGACACAGUGUUUCUCCUAGUGCUAGUUGUGUCCGAUCCUCGUGAUUUUAUGACCAGGGACAUGUACCGAAAGACGUGUGGGAGUGUUAAAGACGUUCUUGGAGAGAAAAUAAAAACUGUAUUUGUCGUCGGUCAAACAAAUGAUUCAGGCGUGGAACGUGGGAUAUUAGCAGAAAACUCUGAACACAGAGAUAUCAUCAAAAUGACAUUUAUCGACACGUACAAAAAUUUCACUCUAAAGACACUACUGGCCAUGCGAUGGGCCAUUGAUUACUGUGCAGGUGCGAAAUUCGUCUUAAGGUGCGGGCACGAUGUUAUCGCAAAUUACCGCCAGAUUAUUAGAUACUUGAAGGAUCUUCCAAAAUUCAAGACGGAAACGUUAUUCACAGGCUAUUUACAUUCGAAAGGGAAUUCGCCUUUUCGAAAUCCAAAGCACAAAUAUUAUCAGUCAUUUAGGCAGUACAGUGGAAGUACAUACCCGGCUUACCUUUCGGGGUUUGCUACAGUAGCCUCAUUCGAAUUCAUCAGAGUCCUCCAUUCAGCUUCGUUUUGGAAACAUCUCUUCAUUGAAGAUGUGUACCUCGCCACACUGGCGCACGAAAACGGAAUCGAACUUGUCCACAAUCCAAACUUUUGGUUGACAGUUCCUCCAAAAUUAAAGAAAGAUUCUUGUCUUCUCUCAAUGCUGUUGGCCAUUCACAAGGCCCCUAACUUUAAAUUUUGGAGUAUUUUGUAUGAUUUGGAAAAACCAAGAGUUGUAAACUGCAGUCAAAAACAAGAGAUCAAGAUGCGUGAAAAGAUGCAGGGACACAUGUAA